AUGGCCGAUAACCCACGAUCGCCCUCAAGCUCCAAGUCCAAGACCGUUCGAUCACAGAAGAUUGCCCCCUCUUCUAUCGACGGUGACAGUGGAAACGAGGGCCAAGACCGAGCUGCUCCCACCACCCGAAGCCAUACGCCAGGCCAUCUCUCAUCUAGGAGCCAAACAAAUUCCUCGAGUAGACGUAAAGCAUCGGAGCCCUCGAUACGAACACGUUCCCAAUCCGUCUCUGCCAAAUCUGCGUUUGCGCCACCGCCCCAGUCUGCUCCGACACCUAUUCCCACUCUCACCCUUCGACGCAAUGGAGAUUACACUACUCCCGUACCAUCGGAUCCGCAGGUCGGAUCCUAUAGCCUAGAGGAUGGACGGCGACCAGUAGCUAUGCGCUCGACAUCGGCCAUCGCCGGCCGAACUACAACUGCGAGUAUGGGAUCGACUGCCUCCGGCGGAUCCCGUAAGGCGUCCUCUGCUGCACGGCCGCGUGGCCCCCAUGUCCCCUUUCCGCCUCUACAAGAUCCCAAAACCGCCGCCGACGUGCCUGCUGCACCUUCGUCUGGUAUGUACUGGUCGCGAGCACCAGUAUCCGGAGCUCCCCAUACUCCCCUCCGCGCGCACACGACGACUCUCGUCGGCAGCAACGUAUACGUCUUUGGAGGUUGCGACUCGCGUGCCUGUUUUAACGAGUUGUAUGUCCUGGACGCGGACUCGUUCCACUGGAGUAGCCCGCACGUGGCAGGUGAUAUACCGGUUCCGUUGCGGGCGAUGACGUGCACAGCUGUCGGCAAGAAAUUGGUGGUGUUUGGGGGCGGAGACGGUCCGGCUUAUUAUAAUGACGUGUACGUGUUGGAUACGGUUAAUUUUCGUUGGCAUCGCCCGCGGAUAAUAGGGGAUCGAACGCCAAGCGCGCGGCGAGCGCAUACAGCCUGCCUGUACAAAAAUGGUAUCUACAUGUUUGGUGGCGGGGACGGAAUACGCGCCCUCAACGACAUAUGGCGGCUCGAUGUCACAGAUGUGACGAAGAUGAGCUGGAAAUUAGUAUCGGGGCCGUCGCUGAGCAGCUCGAAUGGAGUUAAAGACACCUCCAAACCUAAGGCUCGGGGCUACCACACAGCGAACAUGGUAGGCAGUAAGCUGAUCAUCUAUGGCGGCUCGGACGGCGGCGAGUGCUUCAAUGACGUAUGGGUAUACGACGUGGACACGUAUACCUGGAAGGCGGUACAUAUCCCUAUAACAUUCCGGCGGCUGUCGCACACCUCGACACUCGUGGGUUCGUACCUAUUCGUGAUCGGAGGUCACGAUGGUAAUGAGUACUCCAACGAUGUCUUGCUGCUCAACUUGGUUACUAUGAGUUGGGACAAGCGGAGGGUAUACGGCCUCCCUCCCAGCGGUCGCGGGUACCACGGCACCGUGCUGCACGACAGCCGGCUCAUCGUAAUCGGUGGCUUCGACGGCGGUGAGGUUUUCGGUGACGUCUGGAUCCUCGAAUUAGCUGUACAUGCGUAUUACUCGCAGAUAAGCCACUUUACCAUCGAGGUCUAG
Messenger RNA from Daldinia caldariorum, 1539 nucleotides. Its product is annotated as galactose oxidase. Gene Ontology annotation, molecular function: protein binding. The coding region runs from base 1 to 1539 and encodes 512 amino acids. NCBI's taxonomy places the organism in Eukaryota, Fungi, Ascomycota, Sordariomycetes, Xylariales, Hypoxylaceae. The record is from RefSeq and is a predicted model, not a curated record. The transcript has a single exon.